Rhipicephalus sanguineus (brown dog tick) is the source of this 646-nucleotide messenger RNA. RefSeq names its product cuticle protein 14-like. Gene Ontology annotation, molecular function: structural constituent of chitin-based larval cuticle. The record is from RefSeq and is a predicted model, not a curated record. Gene Ontology annotation, cellular component: chitin-based extracellular matrix. Lineage: Eukaryota; Metazoa; Arthropoda; Arachnida; Ixodida; Ixodidae. The transcript has 3 exons. Bases 1 to 618 code for a protein of 205 amino acids.
AUGAAGGAGUACAUCGUUUUACCCGUUCUACUGGCUGUGGCUCGGGCUGGAUACGUUGCGCCAGUGACUGGCUACAUUGAGACGGAGUCUUCUACAAGCCAUCAUUCCCAAGAUGUGGCCGGCAACUACAACUUCGGCUACAAGGAACGUCACCCCGGCGGUGCCACUUUCCGCCAGGAGACCGGCAACCCUUGGGGUCACAAGGUCGGCUCGUACGGAAUCGCCGACGCCGACGGACGGGUCCGCCUCGUCAAGUACGUCGCCGACACCAACGGAUUUCGCGUCUACAUUUCGACCAACGAACCGGGAACGGCAGCUUCCAGUCCUGCCGGAGCCGGCAUCAACGCUCCCGUGGCACUGCCCACGGCACCCGCUGUGGAGCCAUUGCUUCUCGAGCCCUCGACAGCCGUGGGAGUCGUCGCUAAAGCCAUUCCUGCGGUGACCGCGGCCCACGUCUACGGACCGCCCAUAGUAGGACCCGUACUCAAGCCAGCCGCGCCCGUAGCUGCGGCGCUGGGUGGUCUCAGGCCAGCCUACGCGAAGAAGUCGUACGUAGCGGCUGCGGUGCAGCCUGGUCUCGAAGUUGAGUACGAUGCCCGGGACGACAGGCACUGGUAAAGCACAUUAUUUUGUCAUAAGUCAGAGU